Messenger RNA from Cavenderia fasciculata, 702 nucleotides. RefSeq lists its product as uncharacterized. The transcript has 4 exons. The record is from RefSeq and is a predicted model, not a curated record. Lineage: Eukaryota; Evosea; Eumycetozoa; Acytosteliales; Cavenderiaceae. Bases 1 to 702 code for a protein of 233 amino acids.
AUGAAUGAUGAAGCAAUAGAUAAACUUAACAACUCGGAAACAUUCAAAGCAAUUGUUGAUAAGACAGCAUUUGUAACCAAGAUCAGUACAACAAAAGUGUUUUUAGAUGAAAUCAAUUCCCGUUCUAGAAUACAUGGUUGCAAUUUACAAGUUUUUGUACAAAAGGUCAUUUCCACAAACAAGAUAACAGUAUUUUGUGCAGAAAAUGGCAAAGAAUACAAUUCAAUUGAAGCCACAACAACAAAAGAUGAAAACACUCAUAUCAUUGUCAAAAAUAUCAAAUGGAUUGGUGGUGAUGAAUGGAUCACUUGCAAACCAUUCCGCCAACUUUUGUCUGACAUGGGCGGCCUUCCUCGUGCCAUCCAAAAACUUCUCGAGCAAGUUUAUAGACUUUAUCAACAAUUCCAGUCAGUCUAUAGAUCAUCGCUGGAACAUUUAACCAAAGGAGCGUCAUCAUUCCUCGACACUUUGAACUGUUCCGAUAUCAUUUCCCAGAUAACAUGGGGAAUCUUAGAGUCGUGUGGAUAUGCUCUCAUAAAUGAAAACAGUAAAUUGGAACUCCCAUACAUUUUGUUUUGGUACUACUCUUGUUUCGUCAAAACUCGUAAUGUUAUGACCUCGAAAUGGAAUGACGACACAUACUUUGGCAUUUGCAUCACGUGCUGCCUUUUCAAUCUCAGACAAGAUCGUACUCUAAUUUAA